AUGCCUCCAUAUAGUCCAUUCCCGGCAAGGCUAGUUCUACCCAUCCUUCCCGGCCGCGAAGAAAACGUCCGUAUCCAAAAGGCGCGCAACGAAUACGAAGACGAGACACGCUUCACCACAUUUCCAGAGUACAUCGAGUACUGCCACGACUAUCUAUCCAAGACACCAGAUAUUGAUACGUAUAGAAUACUGCAGCCGAUCGCAAUAUCAGACGUGGAGCAUCCGAAAAGAGAUAUGACUUUGUGUCAGACGUAUCUACGGCCCUGGCGGGGGUUUGAGGAGAUGCAGAUAUGGGUGUAUAACGACGUUUUGGAGACGCUGGGUUCUAGGGAGGUGUUUACGCCGAGAAAUGUCAUAAAAUCGGAUGGGUGGCGGCUCUGCCGUGAGGCCUUGGUGUCAGAGGCACAUUUAUCAUUUCAUCUUGAAUACGGCGUGGGGAAACCCGCCGAGAGGAUAAUGCCUGCCAUGCAAGAGUCGGGGUUAUCAAGAUUUGAUUUGAAUGAUAAGGGAGGGAUCGUGUUUCAAUACAGAGGUGACGGUAACGACGGAUUACCACAGGCUUCUGCUGUACGGAACGACAGUAACAAGACCCUCCUCUUCUACAUCCAAGAAAAGCAUAAAAUGACACCCGAGGAUCUUCGCGUUGGGCUACGGCAGCCGGACUUUUGGAAAAAGGUCAUUAGACGCAGCGAAGUUCCUGGAGACAUGAGUGAGCAGCUCAUGUAUAAUGCAGAGUAUCUGGCGGGCACCGCGUUGGCUCAGGCAUAUGAUACCAUGGUGCAUCGUGGCACGCCAUACGGCGUCCUGGCAACUGGCAGCUGCCUAGUUUUCUUGCACGUCGGCGAGGACGACCCAGAAACGCUGUAUUACUUUCUGUCGGAGCCAAUUUUGGAUGUACAAGCCAUGCUCAACAGAGGAGACACUAAUUGGAUGAAGAAACCAGUCACGGCGGUGGGGCGUUUGCUUGCCCUCUCUCUAAUGACCUCCGGAUAUAACGCAUCGGCAGUUCGCAGAGCGCCUUCACCAGAGCCCCCAACAAGGAGACAUCGCGUUGCACCGACAGGGCUAUCGCUCGAGUUCUGCACUGUGAAAUGCUUGCUAGGAUUACAACGAAAAGGCGAGCUUGACCAAAACUGCCCAAACGUGGGUUUUCACCAGUCAGGCGGCGAUCUCACACUUUUCCACCAGAUCGACAGUGCGGAUAUGGUGCGCUUGCUGAAGCUCCAAUUAGAUAGAGACUUGCAGCAAUAUUGCCACCUAAUCGAUACCCGAAGUCCAGAGGAAAUCAUGAAGGGGUGGGGAGCACUUUUCAAAUUAUCCCUCAUGCCGUAUGGAUAUACAGUGGCUGGUAAAGGAAGUGUGGAAGAGGGCUGGACGCACGGGCUGUGCAAGGAAGAAAAGAUUUAUCGACUAUUACAGCCCGCCCAAGGUUCUGAUAUCAGAAUGCACUGUGGAGCGAGGAGCGAGAUGAAUAUCAAUCAGAGAACGCUCGCUGGGAUAGCAAGAUGUCAUGCACAUGCGUUAUCUCAGGCGUCAAACCGUUUCUGCCAAGGACCUAGUUGCUCACAGCAGGUACAGCGUGCAUGGUACACUCGACACGGGCGACAGAACCGCAUCCCUGCAGCAUACUAUCGCGGCGGCACAUCGCGAGCGCUGCUAUUCCAGCAGAAAGACCUGCCGGCAAACAAAGACGACUGGCAGUCAAUAUUCCUAGGGACGAUCGGGUCACCCGACCCUAAUGGUCGGCAGCUCGAUGGAAUGGGCGGUGGCAUCUCCAGUCUGUCCAAGAUCUGUGUUGUGAGUCCGUCGAAGCGGCCUGACGCGCAGGUCGAGUUCACGUUUGUGCAGGUCGGAGUCAAAAACGAUGGUAUCGAUUAUGCCGGCAAUUGUGGCAAUAUGUCGAGUGCAAUCGGUCCCUUUGCCGUCGAUUCUGGGCUGAUUCGGCCGACGGUUAGUCGUGAGGGCAAAUCUGAGACGACAACAGUCAGCUUGUACAACACGAACACGCAAAAGAUCAUCCACGCCACAUUCCCCGUUACCUCUGACGGAUCUGAAACGGUGUAUGACGGUGAAUUUGCCAUUGAUGGUGUUGCAGGCACGGCAGCCAAGAUCCAACUCGACUUUGUCGACCCGGGAGGGUCAAAGACGGGCAAAUUGUUGCCGACGGGCAAUGUAGUUGACAGGAUUGAUGAGAUCGAGGUGACUUGUAUCGACGCAGGCAACCCGUGUGUCUUUGUGAGGGCGGCUGAUUUGGGUGUUGAUGGCACGAUGCUGCCUCAGGAUACGGAGGCCCGCCCGGAUCUUUUGGGCAGGCUAGAAUUGCUUCGCGCCAAAGCAGCAGUGGCCAUGGGAAUGGCAACGACGGUCGAAGACGUACCUGCAUCGAUCCCCAAGAUCUGUUUCGUUUCCAAACCAGUUGAGCACCAGCUGCUUUCGGGCGAGACGCUGGCGACAGACUCGGUGGACGUGGUUGUUCGCGCCAUCUCGACAGGCCAGCCACACAAAGCGCUGCCCAUCACCUGUGGACUGAGUGUGUCGGCAGCUGCCAGAUUGAAUGGCUCGCUGGUGCAGCAAUGUCUCUCAGGUAUUGCUGCUCAAAAGACUGAAGUCGUGGUCGGGCAUCCAAGUGGCCAGCUAGUGGUGGACGCCUUCUUUGACCAAGCAGGCAAGCUGGUGCGCGUAACGGUCUAUCGCACGGCGCGGCGGCUGAUGGAAGGAGCUGUAUUUUGGAAGUGA
Talaromyces rugulosus is the source of this 2736-nucleotide messenger RNA. RefSeq lists its product as uncharacterized. The coding region runs from base 1 to 2736 and encodes 911 amino acids. NCBI's taxonomy places the organism in Eukaryota, Fungi, Ascomycota, Eurotiomycetes, Eurotiales, Trichocomaceae. The record is from RefSeq and is a predicted model, not a curated record. The transcript is spliced from 3 exons.